Molecule: messenger RNA, 1462 nt
Organism: Dioscorea cayenensis subsp. rotundata (Guinea yam)
Lineage: Eukaryota; Viridiplantae; Streptophyta; Magnoliopsida; Dioscoreales; Dioscoreaceae
Product: putative ribosomal large subunit pseudouridine synthase SVR1, chloroplastic
Exons: 10
Coding region: 29-1234 (401 amino acids)
Biological process (GO): pseudouridine synthesis; plastid translation; maturation of SSU-rRNA from tetracistronic rRNA transcript (SSU-rRNA, LSU-rRNA, 4.5S-rRNA, 5S-rRNA)
Cellular component (GO): chloroplast
Molecular function (GO): pseudouridine synthase activity; RNA binding
Source: RefSeq, a predicted model, not a curated record
CCGUUCCAUCUCGCUCUCAUCGUCUCCAAUGGCGGCCGCCGUGGCGGCUUUCGCCUCCCUCUCGCCCCUCCAUUCAUCUCCUUCCUUCCUCUUCUCAUGCCCUAGACUCCGUCUACGCGCCUUCCACCGUCUCCCCAUCAUCCGCGCCGCCUCAUCUCCGAUCGAGUUCAACAUCACCUUCGCCCCUUCCCCUCAAACCCCCAAAAUUCUAGUCCCAGAUCCCUCUCCACAAGCCCCUUCCUCCUCGUCGCUUCCCCUUCUCAUCCCCUGGAUCGUCCGCGACGAGAACGGAAACCUUAAGCUUCAGUCCACCCCACCGGCGCGCUUUCUCCACGCUCUCUCCGAGCAAAAGCUAGCGAAAGAAAAGAAGAAUCUUAAGCAGACCAAGGCCACAUCGGAUUCGUCUUCUCCAUCUAAGACUUCGUCUGGACAGCCGAAAUACUCGAAGGCUGCGCGUAGGUUCUAUAAUGAGAAGAUCAGGGAACCUCAGCGGCUCAGCAAGGUUCUCGCCGCGGCUGGAGUGGCUUCUCGACGGAGUAGUGAAGAGCUUAUUUUUGAAGGGAAGGUAACAGUCAACGGAUCGGUGUGCACUUCUCCGCAGACUCGAGUGGAUCUUCUUAAAGACUCAAUUUAUGUUAAUGGGAACCGUAUUUCAAAGAAGCUACCUCCAAAGUUGUAUUUUGCACUAAACAAGCCAAAAGGGUACAUCUGCUCAAAUGGCGAGGAAUCUAAGUCAGUGAUUUCUCUAUUCGAUGAAUACUUGAAACGUUGGAAUAAAAUAAAUCAAGGAUUGCCAAAGCCACGGUUAUUUACUGUAGGUCGCCUUGACGUUGCAACAUCUGGGUUGAUUAUUGUUACUAAUGAUGGUGAUUUUGCACAGAAACUUUCUCAUCCUUCCUCAAAAUUGUCAAAAGAGUAUAUUGCAACUAUUGAAGGUGGUGUGCGGAGGCGACAUCUGAUUGCCAUAAGUGAGGGUACAGAAAUUGAAGGCAUACAUUGUACACCAGAUUCAGUGGAGCUUUUGCCAACACAGCCUGAUGCAGCUAAGCCUCGGCUGCGGAUUGUGGUUCAUGAAGGGAGAAACCAUGAAGUUCGUGAGCUAGUUAAAAAUGCGGGACUUCAGCUCCACUCCCUCAAACGUGUUCGGAUAGGUGGAUUCAGACUUCCACAUGAUCUCGGGCUUGGAAAGCAUGUUGAACUAAAAGAAACUGAUCUGAAGUUGUUGGGCGGUUAGAGUUACGCGAAAGCCUUAUGAAUUCGUGAUCUCGAAGACUCAUGUACCAAUUGUAUGAACUCAACCUUCUUGAUUUUUAGUUACUGAUAUUUUUGAGUUUGAUCUUCAAAGUGAUAUGCUUUCUUACAUCCAAAGUGUAUGUUUGUAUUUUCCAAUAGCAUUUUAGUUAGCAUACAGUUGACACUGGCAUAUAUGAAAAAUAUUGGUGUUUCGUUGGGGUUAUGUAUA